AUGAACGUCAUAUGUACGUCGGAGGAAGGCGUCAGCGCUCUGAUUCCUGUCGGCAAGGGCGUGUUCCGUCGUCUCUUCACGUUGCAGAACGAAAUGGUGAACACGCUGCCUCAGAAUUGCGCGCUGGACCCUCGGGAAUUUCGCAUGCUUAAGACCAACGCAAAGCGAAGAUGUGGCAGACCGGACAAGAAGAAGUGGAAGAAGAGCUUCCUGGACGCCUUCGUGCCGUGCCGCUUUUUGCAUCUUGCUAUGUGGCGCAGAAGGAGCUUGCACGCUGCAUCGAAGUCGAAACCUGACAGCCACAAACUCCCGCAGUUCUAUCACUACCCGAGCGCGGCCGCUACGCGGCGGUAUUAG
This is a messenger RNA of Phytophthora infestans T30-4, 357 nucleotides long. RefSeq lists its product as uncharacterized. Gene Ontology annotation, molecular function: nucleic acid binding. The coding region runs from base 1 to 357 and encodes 118 amino acids. Gene Ontology annotation, cellular component: nucleus. The record is from RefSeq and is a predicted model, not a curated record. The transcript is spliced from 2 exons. NCBI's taxonomy places the organism in Eukaryota, Oomycota, Peronosporomycetes, Peronosporales, Peronosporaceae.